Lactuca virosa is the source of this 1201-nucleotide messenger RNA. The record is from the annotation of a GenBank genome assembly. Lineage: Eukaryota; Viridiplantae; Streptophyta; Magnoliopsida; Asterales; Asteraceae.
UGCCCCUUUCUUUGCGCUUCACUCACUCACAGAGCAGUUGAACACGUUUCUCAGUGUGUGUUUUCUUCAAAUUAAGAUCAUUAGAAUCGUAUACAGCAUCCAUCAAUGGCGGUAGGAUUGGGCGUAAAUGAUUUCAUAGCUUGCUGUGGAAGCACAAAAUUUGCGGAACAAAUGGUAGCCGAUGGACCUUUUGAUACUUACGACAAAGCUGUUGUCGCAGCCAAGAACAUCUGGUUCAAUAAGGUUGAUGUACAUGGUUGGCUCGAAGCAUUUGCUGCCCAUCCCCAAAUUGGGCAAAACCCUUCUUCAGUUGCUAACAAAAGUUCCACAAGUGCUCAGUGGAGCAAGGGGGAGCAAUCCACUGCUCUAGCCACUGCAACCGAUUCUAGUCUACAGGAACUAUAUGAAUGGAAUUCUCAAUAUAAGCAAAAGUUUGGCUUUGUUUUCCUUAUAUGUGCAUCUGGAAGAAGUACUCCAGAAAUAUUGGCUGAGUUGAAGAGACGUUUUUCAAACAGGCCGAUUGUUGAGUUUGAGAUUGCAGCCCAAGAACAAAUGAAAAUAACUGAAUUACGCCUUCAAAAGCUUUUCUCAAAUGUUGAUGUCACCAAAGCAGAAGAAGGCCGUGUGACCAUUUUAGGAGGGCACUUAACCGCUCCAUCCGUACCCACACGGGUUCGCCCGCCCAUCACAACCCACGUACUAGACAUAGCCCGCGGGUGUCCAGCUGGCGGAAUCGAAGUCCUAUUGGAAGUGUACACUUCCAAAAAGUCUGGCCCGGUGUUUGGCCAAUCAGGUGAUGACAUGUGGACAUUUCAAGGCUCGUCUGCUACCGAUAAAGAUGGAAGAAGCGGUCAAUUGAUGAAAAUAGUCAAUGAGUUGACGCCGGGUGUAUACCGAAUAAGCUUCAACACGGGAAAAUAUAACCCGGAUGGUUUCUUCCCGUUUGUUUCAAUUGUUUUUGAGGUCAAAGAGUCGCAAAAAAUGGAACAUUUUCAUGUCCCAUUGUUGCUUUCUCCUUUUUCAUUCUCGACCUAUAGGGGUAGCUAGGUGUCUCUUUAUGUUAUUGAAUGUUGUUAAUGUGUAAAAGUAUCUUGUUAUUUCUUGCGUUUCCCUUUGUGACACUUUGUUAUCAUGGGUUUGGGAUGAUUAAGUUUGUAUGCCAUCAUUGUUAUUAUAAAAAUAAUAUUUUGUAUUCACAAAA